AUGGAGCCACCGCCGCUGCUGGUCCCGCUCAGAGUCCUCCUGAUGCAGCUGCUGGUCGCCUGCUCCCUCUUAGUUCUGCUUCCGCCGGCGGUGGCGCCCAUCUGCCCGGAGCCAUGCGACUGCCAGCAGCAGCAGCACGUCCUCUGCACCAAUCGUGGGCUGCGGUCGGUGCCCAAGGCUGCCGAGCCGCAGGACAUCCUCACCUAUAGCCUGGGCGGCAAUUUCAUUGCAAAUGUCUCGGCCUUGGACUUCCACCGCUUGGUGGCGCUGCAGCGCCUAGACCUGCAGUAUAAUAGGAUCCGUUCGCUCCACCCGAAAGCCUUCGAUCGCCUGGGGCGUCUGGAGGAGCUUUACCUGGGCAAUAACCUCUUGGCUUCCUUGGCGCCGGGCACACUCCGACCACUGUCUAAACUGCGAGUCCUCUACAUCAACGCUAACGAGAUCAGUUAUCUAAGCACAGUUUCUUUUGCCGGUCUAGGCAAUCUUAUCAAGCUGCGGCUGGAUGGCAACUUGCUGGCUUCGCUGAGCGAUGCCACCUUUUCAGGACUAACCAACCUGCUGUAUUUGCAUCUGGAGGCCAACCAGAUCCGUUGGCUGAGCCGUAAUGCCUUUGCUGGCCUUGGCAAGCUUCGCUUCCUUGAUCUGUCUGGCAACCAGCAGAAUUUGCUGCGCCAUCCAGACACCUUCAGGUCUCUGCGCUUGCUUAGCACCCUCCUCCUCUCUGGGAAUGACAUGCAACAGCUAGGGAAAGGACUCUUCCAACAUCUCUCCAACUUGGCCAGGUUGUCACUGAGUGGAAACCGCCUGACGUGGUUGGCAGUGGAGGCAUUUGCUGGUCUGGGGUCUUUGAAAGAGUUGCGCUUGGAAGGGAACCUGCUAAGCCAACUGCCUGCCACCUUAUUCCAGCCUCUGCAAAGCUUGGAGGUGUUGGAUCUGAGUAAUAACCUCCUAACUACUCUUCCUGCUGGCACCUUUGGUCCCCUAAAUAAGUUGCGAGAGCUUAGUUUGCAGGGAAAUGCCCUGGCCUCCCUGUCUGGAGACCUCUUUACCUCCAACCCAGCACUGUAUCGCUUGGAAUUGGAUGGUAAUCCCUGGAGCUGUGAUUGUCACUUGCGAGGGCUGAAGCAGUGGCUGGCUUCCUGGCAUUCCCAGGGUCGGCUCCUGACUGUGUUUGUCCAGUGCCAGAGGCCACCUGCCCUGGCUGGGAAAUACCUGGAUUACUUAGAGGAUGUGCAACUCUUCUUGCUUUCUAAUGGCUCUUGUUUGGAAGGGUUAACAUCUGCAAGCCCUGGAGGCAACGGUAACUCAGGCUUGGGCUUGGAUAAACAGAGCUCCCCAUCUUCUGUUUCAACUGGGUUGCUAACGGGUUCCCAAAAGGUGGUCCCUGAAAAGGGAACUUGGAAUGGGGAGACAGAUCCAACCACCCCGUUCCCAAGCUUUUUUACCAGUACUAGGUCUCCCUCUGUACUUGGUGCUGCCUGGCCUCGGCGAGCAGGAAAACACCAUUUGGUCUCCUCAGUGUCUAGUAGCCUUCCUCUGGUCACUGAUCCAUGUGAUUUUAACAAAUUGUUUCUGUACAACCUGACAGUGGAUACUGUCACUGAGAGUGCAGUGACAGUGCGCUGGGGGGUCCGUGCACACCGCAGCCCUCGCUUGUUAGGGCCUGUGCGUUUCAGAGUCCUUUUUGAUCGCUUUGGUGCUGCUAUCAAGUUCCAGCGCUUUGUUUAUCUCCCUGAAUGGAAUGAGCCGGUAGCCACUCUGCGAGAAUUGCGUCCGGAUACCCCAUAUCUGGUCUGUGUGGAGGGAGUAAUGGGGGGCCGGGUCUGCCCAGUGGCACCACGGGACCAUUGUGCAGGGCUGGUCACUUUGCCUGAAGAGGGCAUGGGGGCAUCAGUUGCUGCGAUGGCUGGGGGGACCCAAAGCUUGGAUCAGCAGCUUCUCACCCUUGUGCUACUGGCGGUCAAUGCACUGCUACUCUUCCUGGCUUUGGCAGCCUGGGCUUCCCGCCUGGUGCGGAAGAAGGUCCUGGGGUGCCGUCAGAGAAAGGCGGCCUCACCAGUCCAUGUUAGGCAGAUGUAUUCCACCCGCCGACCCCUCCGGUCCAUGGGGACAGGCAUCUCCACUGACUUUUCUGGCUUCCAGUCCCACCGUACACCGCGUAGUGCUGUUUGUGCCUUGCGUGAGGCUGACCUCAUUGAAUUCCCUUGUGAGCGCUUCAUGGAUAGUAGCACUGGAGGGAACAGCAGCGCCCUACGUGGAGAAGAUAAUUUGUUGCAACGGUUUGCAGACUAGAGAUGGGGCUCUAAGCUAACUUGCCAGUAUGUUAUCAUGAAGUGGCUGCUGGCAUUAUGAUUUAGUGAAGUCUGUGGGUAUGCAGACUCUGCAAAAGUGCCCUCCCCCAGUAUUGCAAAAUUACAACCCCCAGCAGUCUUAGUUAGCAUGGCAAAGGGUGAAGGAUGCAGGGAAUUAUAGUUCAGCAAUAACCAGACUACCCCUGUUUCUGAUCUUCCUAUCUUAUUUUUAGUUUGCAAAAAUAUGUGUAUAUAAAGACGGCUAAUUAAAAAUGGUGUAACUCUGGAGUGGAUUAUACUAGAAAUAAAGAUAGCAAGAAUGGCUUUCUUGAUUUUACUGAUGGCUAUGUUUACUUAGAUGAUUUGCAAUCUUCUUUGGGAUAAAAUCUGUGAUUCUCUAAAAACCAAUUAGAAUGGGAAUCUACUACAUUCUUAAAUUGCCAUUGUUGUGGCUAGGUGGGCAUUGAUCUUGAUUUGUGAAUUAAGUAGAUCCUAAUAGGAAAACAAAUUUUAGUUGUCUAGUCAUCAGUUGCUAGAUAGAUACAGAAUCUGUAACAAUUCCUAACUUGUGGAUGUAACUCUAUAGCUACUCAGUAUUAUAAGAAAUGAACUGAAAUAACUGGAAUCAAACAAGAAAAAGUACAGAAAGCAUUAUAGAAAUGUUUGAAGCUGUACAAAUUUGGGGACAUUUCAGGUUAUAUCGGUUUCUGGCUUUUGCACUAUUUGUUUAAAACAUAUAUAAGCAAGAUCAAGCCAGAGGAUUUUUUUUUUCAGUGUCACUUGCCAAUAUAUAGAUCUGCAAAAAUCUACACAACCAUAAGAUGGCAGUCAAAAGAUACAGAGAUGUAGUUCUUUGCUGUCAUUUCAUGGCUGUCUGCAUUUAUGGAGACCAGAUAUAAUAACAUUAGCAAUUGGUGCAAAAAAAAAAAAAGUGUUUCCUGCGUGAACACAUCCUAGACAGUAGAGAUAUCAUUUUCUUCAGACACAGAAAGUUCUAUAAAUGUGGACCCUAAUGAUUGGAGUCUUUUGCAUGCUAGUUUUGACUGCGCUUUGCAAACACUGAGAGCAACAAGAGAGGAAUCAGUAUAAUUAUUGUUGCUUCUAAAUAAAAUGCUACUCAGAGAAGAGGCUGUUAAGUGUCACUCCCUUGAUGGAUAGCUGAGACUCUCCUGGAUAUAACUCAAAGUACAAUUAAACUUUUGGUAGAUGCCUGUUAUGUUGGCAGUUAGCAUCAAUCAUAUUUCCUCAGUUGAUGUCACCCUUGCCUAGAAUAUGUAUUUAGGAUGAGCCAGAUUUGCUUCUUGCUUGUCAAAAAAUGUGAACCCCAAUUACUACUAUGAUGCAGGGAAUAUUCUUGAAUUUGUGCUAUUAGACACUGAUUUUUAAUUCUCAUCAGCUCUUCCAAAUUAUAGUUUUGUAUUAAAAAUAUUUUUUCUAGAAGCGCUUUGGAAACAUGUUUAACUUGUGAGCUAAGAAUGGUGCUUUUUUUAUAUUGACCAGGGCUUUCUUUUAUUAAACGAAUGUAAGAAGUUUUAGUGUAUGUUUAUAUAACAUGUUCAAAAUAAAUAAAUAAAAAGAUGAAGAAAGGGAGGAAGGAAGGAAUGUUGAUUUUACAAAAUUCAGAUGUUGACACUGCUAGGGAGAAGAAUCCUAAUCCAAUUUGUUAUAAUUUGUU
Protobothrops mucrosquamatus (brown spotted pit viper) is the source of this 3966-nucleotide messenger RNA. RefSeq names its product TLR4 interactor with leucine rich repeats (gene TRIL). The coding region runs from base 1 to 2292 and encodes 763 amino acids. The transcript has a single exon. Gene Ontology annotation, cellular component: extracellular matrix. Gene Ontology annotation, molecular function: protein binding. NCBI's taxonomy places the organism in Eukaryota, Metazoa, Chordata, Lepidosauria, Squamata, Viperidae. The record is from RefSeq and is a predicted model, not a curated record.